AUGGCCCGGAUGUUCCUCACCCACUUUGGAACCGGACCCACUGCAGGGGCCCGAGAAGCCAAAGUGGGCAAAGGAGGCUCCUGUGAAGACAAACUAACAGGCUGGUUAGUAGCACAGGAGCACAGUGAGGAGCCCCUGCAGGUGUGUCAGGAGGCUCCUCAUGAGGAACAGUACAUCCACCACCUGGUGGUUCAGGCCAAAGUCAAGAAGGUCAAGUAUGAUGGAGGAGCUGAGACAGAUCAACACUGGAGUCCAGAGAGCAAGAAGAUGAUUGAGUCUCUGGGAAAACUGGCUUUUGAGCAGCUGCAGAAAGGAAACCUGAUCUUCUAUGAAUCAGACCUGACAGAGUGUGGCAUCGAUGUCAGAGAAGCCUCACUGUACUCAGGAGUGUUCACUCAGAUCUUUAUAGAGGAGAGUGGGCUGUACCAAGACAAGGUGUUCUGCUUCAUCCAUCUGAGCGUUCAGGAGUUUCUGGCUGCAGUCUACAUGCUCCACUGUUAUGCCAACGGCCACAAGGAGGUGCUGGAGGACUUCCUGGGAGAAGACUGGAAAGACGAGAACACAUCUCUGGAUUCCUUUCUGAGCACAGUCAUGAAGAAAUCCCUCAGAAGUAAAAACGGUCACUUGGACCUGUUUGUUCGCUUCCUUCAUGGCCUCUCUCUGGAGUCCAACCAGAACCUCUUACGAGGCUUCCUGGGUCAGACAGAGAACAGUCCAGAAAUGAUCCAGAGAGUCAUCAACAACCUGAAGGAGAUGAGCAGUGAUGAAAUGUCUCCUGACAGAAGCAUCAACAUCUUCCACUGUCUGAUGGAGAUGAAGGAUCUCUCAGUGCAUCACGACAUCCAAGAGUUUCUGAAGUCAGAAAACAGAUCAGAAAAGGAACUCUCUGAGAUCCACUGCUCAGCUCUGGCCUACAUGCUGCAGAUGUCAGACGAGGUUCUGAAUGAGUUGGAAGUAGGGAAGUACAGCACAUCAUUAGAGGGACAACGGAGACUGAUCCCAGCUGUGAGGAACUGCAGAAAGGCGAGAUUUGUUUACUGUGGACUCUCAGAGACUCACUGUGAAGUCAUUGCUUCAGCUCUGAAGUCCAACCCCUCCCAUCUGAGAGAGCUGGACCUGAGUGGAAACUACAGCCUGUGGGAUACAGGAAUGAAGGCGCUUUCUGCUGGACUGCAGAGUCCAAACUGUAAACUGGAGACGCUCAGCUUGAAGAACUGCAGUUUGUCAGAGGUCAGUUGUGCUUUUGUGAGCUCAGCUCUGAAGUCUAACCCCUCCCAUCUGAAAGAGCUGAACAUGGGUGGAAACGAGCUGCAGGAUUCAGGAAUGAAGCAGCUGUGUGGUCUUGUGGGGAGUCCAGACUCUAAACUGGAGACUCUGAGAUUGAUGGACUGCAGUUUGUCAGAGAUCAGCUGUGAUUGUCUCUGUUCAGCUCUGAUGUCCAGUGCCUGCCCUCUGACAGAGCUCAAUCUGGCUGACAACAGGCUGCAGGAUUCAGGAGUGAAGCAUCUGUGUGGUUAUCUGGAGAGUCUACACUGUAAACUGGAGACUCUGGAAUUGGAGCGCUGCAGUUUGUCAGAGAUCAGCUGUGAUUCUCUGAGCUCAGCUCUGAAGUCCAACCCCUCCCAUCUGAAACAUCUGGACCUGAGUAACAACUGGCUGCAGGAUCCAGGAGUGAAGCAUCUGUGUGGCUUUCUGAAGAGUCCAGACUGCAGCUUGGAGACUCUGAGAUUGUUGGACUGCAGUUUGUCAAAGAUCAGCUGUGAUUCUCUGGUCUCAGUUCUGGAGUCCAACCCCUUCCAUCUGACUGAACUGGAUCUGAGUAAAAACCAGCUACAGGAUUCAGGAGUGAAGCAGCUGUGUCGCUUUCUGGAGAGUCCACACUGCAGACUGGAGACUCUGAGAUUGAGGCGUUGCAGUUUGUCAGCGAUCAGCUGUACUUCUCUGUGCUCAGCUCUGAAGUACAAGUCCUGCCCUCUGAGAUAUCUGAACCUGGGAGAAAACAAGCUGGAGCAUGCACAUGUGAAGCAACUGUCUGAUCUUGUGAAGAGUCCACACUGCAGACUGGAGACUCUGAGAUGGGAAUGGCUAUCUGUAAAAAGGUGAAAAUGAUCAGGACGACGUGUGCUGAGAGGAUGAACUGUGUCCUGGUGAUCCACAGAGGUUAAAGCAGCAGCAGCAGCUCGUGUGCAGAAAAGUUCUUACUGGUCCAUGUGACUGCAAGGUGAAGAGGAGAGCUUCAUACAGCAGUGACU
Stegastes partitus (bicolor damselfish) is the source of this 2252-nucleotide messenger RNA. RefSeq names its product ribonuclease inhibitor-like. The transcript has 9 exons. The record is from RefSeq and is a predicted model, not a curated record. The coding region runs from base 1 to 2103 and encodes 700 amino acids. Gene Ontology annotation, molecular function: protein binding. NCBI's taxonomy places the organism in Eukaryota, Metazoa, Chordata, Actinopteri, Pomacentridae.